UGGAUAUUUAAUCUGCGGAGGGCGCACUAACGGCCACAGCGCGCUGCAGCCCGCUCGCCUCUGCGCUCACUUCCACCAGGCAGUUUCCCACAAAAGCCGGCUAAAGUUUCACACAAAGUCACCUUUACUCUGAAACUUUUCUGGAACGUCUACAGAAUCAGCAGUGGAGUACUUUAUUGUUUGUGUGGCACGCUGUUUCGGCAGUUUGUGGACUUAAGGCAGAACCGGAAGUGACCAGGUAGAAUACACCUGUUCAGGAAAGAGGCAGCAACCACCAUGAGUAGGAUUUGAAGCAGGAACAUAUGAACCUUCACAUUGUUCGCAAUAAUUUGGAAUAGUCGAGUUUAAGUGUUAACCAACAUGUGUUUGGGGAACAGUUUCUCAGCUCGAUAAUCUUUACGUGUUGCUUUCACCAAGCCUCGUCUGCCAGGUAAGCUGAAAAGAGUUGUGAUCUUCAGACUGCGAUGGGGAAUCAGGUGGAAAAACUGACCCAUUUAAGUUACGACGAAGUUCCCACAGUCGACCCGAACGGCUACGAGGAUGACGACGGUCCGCGGAUCGGAGUCUCGUACAUUUUCUCCAACGACGACGACGAGGAAGAGGAGCACACUGCCGAGAGAGGCGACGAAGAAGAGUUCGACAGCCUGCGCGAAAUGGAGUGCGCGGUGUAUUACCGCGACGAGUGUGUUUACGAGAGGAAGGGCACAGAAGCCGAAUCGCUCCAGUCGUGUGAGAACUUGCUGAACAGAUGCAAACCCGGCGACUUGGUCGAGUUCGUGGCGGCGGGUCAGUAUCCCCACUGGGCGGUUUAUACAGGAGACUUUCAGGUGGUGCACUUGCACAGGGGGGAGGUUACAGCGGACCACCUCUCCGACGCCGGACAGGGCAAACGGGGCCGAAUCGUCAACGACUUGUACAAAUUCCGUGCCUUGAAUCCGGAUGUAGUGGUGAAGAACGCGCUCGAUCAGCUCGGGCUGAAGGACAGCAGUGUGUGCUGGAGGAACUCGGAGUGCUUUGCUGCAUGGUGCAGGUUUGGUAAACGUGAAUUUAAAACGGGUGGAGAGCUGCGCAUCGGCAAGCAGCCUUACAGGAUGAAAUUACAGCUCUCUGAAAAGAGGAGCCACGACCUGGAGUUUCAGAGUCUGGAGGAUUUGAUCAUGGAAAAGCGCAGGAAUGAUCAGAUCGGGCGAGAUGCUGUGAUCCGAGAAUUGGCAAAUCAUCUAAACUCUAGUGAAGAGGUCAACAGCGACUGCAGCUGUGAUUGAUGAGUAAAAUACCUUUUAUACAGACAACUUUACACAGAUGACCAAGCUUUAAAACAUCUGCGAACAGUUAAUCCCAAAAUUAAAACCAUGUCUCAUGGUCUCAUGAUUGCAAUGUCCUGUAGAUUUCACACAUGGCAUCUUGUAUAAAAAGUUUUUCAUGGUUAAGGUAAUGGAUUCUGCAUGUGUUCGGGUUGGCUGUUUAGUAGAGGUAAGAGAGAAGUUAGAACAGGAGCAAUAUGAGCAACUUUUAUAAAUCCGAUAUUGUUUUUACAAUGAUAAAGCUACUUUAUUCACUUACGGUGGCAGUGAUGUUCUCUCCCCUGCCCUGAAAUGGUACACCAAAGUUAACGGUUCCUGGGAGGUCUGGCAAUGUCUGAGUCCUAAAUUUAUCAGCUUGUUUUACGUGUUGGUCUUAUCUGUGUGAGCACAGCCACAGCAUGGCACAUUUCAGUGGAUAAAUAAAACAUUUGUUUACAUUCACUACAUUACUGCAUUAAUUAUAGUUCCUCAAGAUCAGUGAGUAUAAGUACCAUACAUGAUUACACAUUAACCGUCUUUAUAUAACACAGCAUAACGUGUAUUACAAUAACAGCAUUGUAUUUUGUUUUAUGAUUAGUUUGUUGUGAAAUCAAAACCAAACCGUACUUUCAGGUGAAGAGACACUACAUGUAAGCUCCCUGUUACUUCCUCUGCCAUGGCUUUUCAAUAACCUAUGUCCUUUUUUUUUUUUUUUUUACCAUGGAAAUAAAUAAUAUUUUAAAUAACUGUUUUGUGAGUGGUACAGAAAUAUAUUACAUACUUAGAAGUUUCAAGCUUCACCUGAAUCAUGUACACAAUAUUCACAUGAAAUUUUAAACAUUAAACCAUGCACAGUCAUUAUGGGUAUUUGUUGGAUUGACGCACAAUUGAAAUGUGUCUUGUUACACCAGGAAGAAGUGUUAUGAAGCAGCCACCCUUUUAUAUGAUGAGUAGCAUUGUGAGCAUUCUCUAAAGCAGGGCUUCUAAAACAUUUUGCAGCUCGGGACGCUGUUAACUGUUAAAAAUCAACUCAUCAAACAUCAGUUUUGUUUUUUUUUGAUAAGCCAGCUAUUCAAAUUAGACUCUUUAUUUGAAUGUGCACAGUAAUAUUUUGGCCAUUUGUUGGAGCCAUAGAGUUUUAUGUUCAUUAACUUUCUACUGACAGAACACAAAUUAUAUUAAAAUUGUAAUUAGAUUUCAGUUGUCACUGAUAUCCCUGCUUGUUUUUUGAGUUAUUUAAUUUUUAAAUUAAUAUUAUUUAAUUUGAGUGAACAGUCAAACAUGCUAAUGCAUAAACACUCAUUGUCCAGUUUAUCAGGAACACCUGUACAGCUACAGUUUUUCUAAUCAGCCAAUCAUGUGGCAGCAGCGCAUGCAGUUAUCCAAUCGGCUUAUCAUGUGGUAGAAGCCCAAUGCAAAAAAAUCAUGCAGGAUACAGGUCAACAGCUUCAGUUAGUGUUUACAUCAAACAUCGGAAUGGGGAAAAAGUGGGAUCUCUGUGACUUUGAUCAUGAGAGAUCAGAGGAGAAUGCCCAGACUGGUUUGAGUUGACAGGAAGUCUGUAGUAACACAAAUAAUCUUUACUACCAUAGUGAGCAGAAAAGAAUUUCCGAAUACACAACACAUCCAACCUUGAGGUGGAUGGGCUACAACAGCAGAAGACCACAUCAGAUUCCUGUCAGC
Messenger RNA from Pangasianodon hypophthalmus (striped catfish), 2966 nucleotides. It is a transcript of the gene lratd2b, whose product is annotated as LRAT domain containing 2b. NCBI's taxonomy places the organism in Eukaryota, Metazoa, Chordata, Actinopteri, Siluriformes, Pangasiidae. The record is from RefSeq and is a predicted model, not a curated record. The transcript has a single exon. The coding region runs from base 465 to 1265 and encodes 266 amino acids.